Messenger RNA from Gavia stellata (red-throated loon), 1743 nucleotides. It is a transcript of the gene MAPK4, whose product is annotated as mitogen-activated protein kinase 4. NCBI's taxonomy places the organism in Eukaryota, Metazoa, Chordata, Aves, Gaviiformes, Gaviidae. Gene Ontology annotation, biological process: intracellular signal transduction; cell surface receptor signaling pathway; protein phosphorylation. The coding region runs from base 1 to 1743 and encodes 580 amino acids. Gene Ontology annotation, cellular component: nucleus; cytoplasm. Gene Ontology annotation, molecular function: ATP binding; MAP kinase activity. The transcript has 5 exons. The record is from RefSeq and is a predicted model, not a curated record.
AUGGCAGAGAAAUGCGACUGUAUCGCCAGUAUGUACGGGUAUGACCUGGGCUGUCGCUUCAUUAAUUUUCGCCCCCUGGGCUUCGGGGCCAACGGGCUGGUGCUGUCAGCCCUCGACAGCAAGAGCUGCCGCAAAGUGGCGGUGAAGAAGAUCACCAUUGGUGAUGCGCGGAGCAUGAAACACGCUUUCCGGGAGAUCAAAAUCAUCCGCCGCCUGGACCAUGAUAACAUCGUGAAGGUGUACGAGGUGUUGGGGCCGAAGGGGACCAACCUGCGUGGGGAUUUUUUCAAGUUUAACAUGGUGUACAUCGUCCAGGAGUACAUGGAGACGGACUUGGCACGGCUGCUGGAGCAGGGAAAGCUCGCCGAGGAGCACGCCAAGCUCUUCAUGUACCAGCUGCUGCGGGGGCUGAAGUACAUCCACUCAGCUAAUGUCCUCCACCGCGACCUCAAGCCGGCCAAUAUUUUCAUCAGCACGGAGGACCUGGUGCUGAAGAUCGGUGACUUCGGGCUGGCCAGAAUCGUGGAUCAGCAUUACUCGCACAAGGGUUACCUUUCCGAAGGCUUAGUAACAAAAUGGUAUCGCUCCCCUCGUCUCCUCCUCUCACCGAACAACUACACCAAAGCCAUCGAUAUGUGGGCAGCCGGCUGCAUCCUCGCCGAGAUGCUGACGGGAAGGAUGCUCUUUGCUGGGGGUCACGAGCUGGAGCAGAUGCAGCUUAUUCUGGAGACGAUCCCUGUUAUCCAUGAGGAAGACAAAGAGGAGCUGCUCAAAGUGAUGCCCACAUUCAUCAACAGCACCUGGGAAGUGAAGAAGCCACUGCGCAAGCUGCUCCCCGAAGUGGACAGUGAAGCUAUUGAUUUUCUGGAGAAAAUACUGACAUUUAACCCCAUGGAUCGAUUAACGGCUGAGAUGGGUCUGCAGCAUCCUUACAUGAGUCCGUAUUCCUGCCCUGAGGAUGAACCGGUGUCUCAGCAUCCAUUCCGGAUUGAGGAUGAGAUUGAUGAUAUUUUACUGAUGGAAGCCAACCAGAGCCAGAUGUCUAACUGGGACAGGUAUCACGUAAGCCUGUCUUCUGAUUUGGAGUGGAGACAUGAUAAAUACCACGACAUGGAUGAGGUUCAGCGGGACCCCCGGGCAGGGUCUGAAUCCAUCGCUGAAGAAGCACAAGUUGAUCCACGGAAAUACUCACAAAGCAGCUCAGAGAGGUUCUUGGAGCUAUCCCACUCAUCCAUGGACCGAGUAUUUGAUGCUGAUUGUGGGAAAUCGUGUGAUUACAAGGUGGGGUCACCUUCCUACUUGGACAAAUUGCUGUGGAGAGACAAUAAGCCUCAUCAUUACUCAGAGCCCAAGCUGAUAUUAGAUUUAUCCCACUGGAAAAGAACAACCAUAGCACCCGCAGCUGAGCUGUCGCUGGAAGAAGAACCAUCCAACCUCUUUCUGGAGAUUGCUCAGUGGGUGAAGAGCACGCAGGUGGGUCUCGAGUGUCCCAGCCCUCUUCCGGAGAUUCAGGAACGGAGCCUGCCAUCUUCUCCUCACCAUCUCCACAAAGAACCCACGGAGGUGAACAGUGAAACAGACCCUGAGUUUGACUUGGACGUCUUCAUUUCCAGGGCACUGAAACUUUGCACAAAACCUGAGGAUCUUCCAGACAACAAGCUCAAUGACAUCAACGGGGCCUGCAUAUCUGAGCACCCCAGUGAGAUUGUACAAACAGAGGUGUACCAGAAAGAGCGAUGGUGA